Messenger RNA from Solanum pennellii, 1873 nucleotides. Its product is annotated as aldehyde dehydrogenase family 3 member H1. The transcript is spliced from 10 exons. Gene Ontology annotation, biological process: aldehyde metabolic process. The record is from RefSeq and is a predicted model, not a curated record. Bases 213 to 1637 code for a protein of 474 amino acids. Gene Ontology annotation, molecular function: aldehyde dehydrogenase (NAD+) activity. Gene Ontology annotation, cellular component: cytoplasm. Lineage: Eukaryota; Viridiplantae; Streptophyta; Magnoliopsida; Solanales; Solanaceae.
GGAUAAUUUUAUUUGCAAGCAUCCUUAUUUUAGAGGAAGAGGGAGUACAAUAUUCAAGUAUUUAAAAAUACUCAUUUAAUAACUAAAAUAAUAAUACGAUAUAUCGCCGGCGAAGCACAGGCGACGAGCACAAAGUCGUCGACCGAAUCAACACACAGAUAUAUAUAUAUAUAUACAUAUAUUAUAUAGAUAUAGAAUAAAGGUUGCGAGAAAUGGACGCAGAGGCGAUUGUGAAGGAAUUGAGAGGGACGUACGGGAGUGGGAAGACGAAGAGUUACGAGUGGAGAGUGUCGCAGUUGAAAGCUUUAUUGAAGAUUGCUGAGAAUCAUGAGAAGGAGAUUACCGAUGCUCUUUAUUCUGACCUCUCUAAGCCUGAACUCGAAGCCUUUAUUCAUGAGGUUUCUAUGAUGAAAACAGCAUGUAAACUUGCAUUGAAGGAACUAAAACGGUGGAUGAAGCCGGAAAAAGUCAAAGCUUCAUUAACCUCGUUUCCUUCAUCAGCUGAAAUAGUUCCAGAACCUCUCGGUGUUGUAUUGGUCAUAUCAGCAUGGAACUAUCCGUUCUUGUUGUCCCUUGAUCCAGUGAUUGGAGCUAUUGCUGCUGGUAAUGCUGUAGUUCUGAAACCAUCAGAAAUAGCCCCAGCUACAUCUUCAGUGCUUGCAAAGCUGUUAGGGCAGUAUAUGGAUGUGUCUGCUAUCAGAGUUGUAGAAGGGGCAGUACCUGAGACAACUGCAUUACUAGAGCAAAAAUGGGACAAGAUAUUUUACACAGGAAAUGGAAAAGUUGGACGGAUUGUGCUGGCUGCUGCUGCAAAGCACUUGACACCUGUGGUUUUGGAGCUAGGUGGUAAAUCUCCAGUUGUGGUGGAUUCAAACAUCGAUUACAAGAUUGCAGUAAGGCGUAUUAUUGCUGGCAAGUGGGGCUGCAACAAUGGACAAGCGUGCAUCUCUCCUGAUUAUAUAAUCACUACCAAAGAAAGUGUGCCAAAAUUGCUAGAUGCUAUGAAACAGGAAUUGGAGAAAUUCUAUGGAAAGGAUCCGCUAAAAUCAGGAGAUCUAUCUCGCAUUGUGAAUGCUAACCACUUUCAACGACUAUCAAAGUUACUGGAUGAUAAUAAGGUUGUCGAUAAGGUAGUCCAUGGAGGUCAGAGAGAUGAAAAUAAUUUAAAGAUCUCUCCUACAAUUCUUCUGGAUGUCCCAGAAGAUUCUUUAAUCAUGAAGGAGGAAAUAUUUGGUCCUCUACUUCCUAUUAUCACGGUCAAUAAAGUGGAGGAUUCUAUACAAUUCAUUAAAGCCAGAGAAAAGCCACUUGCAGCAUAUCUGUUCACAAGCAACAAGAAACUGGAGGAGGAGUUUGUCAUGAAUAUAUCAGCAGGGGGUCUGCUUAUCAAUGACACCACUUUACAAGUUGCGCUUUCUACUCUUCCAUUUGGAGGAGUAGGGGAAAGUGGAAUGGGUUCAUGUCAUGGCAAAUUUUCGUUUGAUACUUUCAGCCAUAAGAAGGCAGUUCUACGUCGCAGUUUUGCUGGGGAUGUACCUGCAAGAUAUCCACCUUAUACAGCUGGCAAGGCACGAUUUCUCAAAGCCCUGUUAAAUGGUGAUAUAAUCGGGCUCAUUCGUGCUUUGAUUGGGUGGUAAAAGUUCCAUUCAAUAUUUGAAUCUGGGAUUUCUGGUGUGAGCCCACUACUACACUUGUAAGUAGUUGAUCCUCUACCCUUGAGGCAUAAAUUACCUUCCACAUUUUCAAGUCACUCCUUUUAUAAAUUUCAUGUCUCGCUAUGUUACUAUAUACUAUUUGUUUUUUCUUGUAUAAAUGUUCUACAUUAUCUAAUUGUUAUUAAUAAUAGAAUUUCUACUAAUAGUUAGUCAUCUAA